AUGAAAAGUUUAUUAAUUUUUUUACCAAACAGGCUUUACAAGGAAAAACCUGGAUACAUGUUUGGUAAAAUAGUGUAUGAUGAUAAUACAGGAGUAAAAAAAUUUUAUGUCAUUGGUGUAUGUAAGGUAGAUAAUUUAGAAACAAAGAAAUGUGCCAGUAUAAUUGGAUAUUAUUCUGGCAGCGAACACAAAAGAGGAUAUGUAGAUAAAAAAUAUUUAGACUGGAUUAAUAUAUGCUUGAAUUCUACAUUUUACUCUAAGUGUGAUAUUUAUGACUACAGUCUGAAAGGUAUUAUUGUGAACAAUAAAAAAAUUUCUACUUUACACUGUCAUACAGCCAUUAUAGUAUAUGAUCAAUCAGCAUUUAGAGAAACAGAAUUAUUUGCUCAAAAAGCAGUAUCUGGAGACCAUUUUUAUGAGUUAAUGAAAAUCAUACAAAACAAGCAAGUUGGGAGAGAAAUACAGAAGAAAGGAAAAUGUACUUAUGUAAAAGAAACACUGCUUGUGUAUCAUAUGUUCUUAUACUUUUAUCCAGUCCUUUUUCUUGCUAAAAUAACCAACAAGUUAUUACCAGUUUUAAAAUAUUCUUUUCUUGGUUUGCAUGUUAAUGGAUGGUUGGAGAAUGUCAAAUGGAUGUUAAUCACUGUAAUAAAGAACAAAAAAUUUAAUCUGAAAACUGGUAACUAUGUUUUUGCAUUAAUAAUAGAUAUGUUAUUGGGAAUUUCAAUAUUACAGUUAUUAUUGCAUUACUUUGAGUACAUAUCUCCAUCGCAGAUACUUUUGGAUAAUGCAGAGAAGGCUGUCACAUUUUUGAAGGACUUAAUUAACUGGCUAAUGGGCGUACCAGCUGGUUUAAAAUUAAAUCAUGCCUUAAACAAUAUGCUUGGGAAAUUUUUUCUAUACCACAUACAUAUGUGGUGGACAUUCUUAAUAUUUAUGAAACCUGUAAUGGAUUUUACAUUCGAAGUAUUGGUAUUAUUUGGAAAGCUUGGUAUUACAUUUCAAAUAGCAAUAGCAGCUGAUCUUCUAGCACUUGUCAGUUUUCAUGCUUAUUGUAUCUAUGUAUAUGCUGCAAGGCUUUUCAAUAUUCAAUUAAAGGGUAUUACUGCUUUGUUUCGACUAUUUUUGGGUAAAAAGAAGAAUCCAUUGAGAGAAAGAAUUGAUUCUUGCCAAUAUCAACCUGAUCAACUGUUUGUAGGAACUCUAUUGUUUACUAUUCUACUGUUCCUCAUGCCAACAACUUGGGUUUAUUAUGUAGUUUUUACCAUGCUCAGAUUAGCACUAAUCAGCUUUGGAGGUUUGUUGACAAGAAUGAAGUUUUAUCUUCAAGUUAUGCCUAUAUAUACAUUUUUUAAGUGGUUAUUCCAUUCUUAUAGCACGUGCAGUAUUGUUAAUAUUAAAGUAUAUCCAAAUAGAACAGAAGGUCCAAUAAUAUUAAUAAUGACAAUGGUAGUAGCAUCAUGGCAUUAUACAUGGGACAAGUGUAUACCAGACACAAUUAAUCGUCAUCCACCCAUAGAAUGGAACAAGAUAAUAAACAGUAUAAUAUGGGGUGAAUUACUCUAUCCAUUAUAAUUUCCUAUUUAUAUCUUUAUUUAACAAAGAACAUACAUGUGUAUAUACAUUACUUAAUUGUAAAAUAAACAUUGUUAACUGAA
Molecule: messenger RNA, 1658 nt
Organism: Bombus pyrosoma
Lineage: Eukaryota; Metazoa; Arthropoda; Insecta; Hymenoptera; Apidae
Gene: PIG-Q
Product: phosphatidylinositol N-acetylglucosaminyltransferase subunit Q
Exons: 5
Coding region: 1-1575 (524 amino acids)
Biological process (GO): GPI anchor biosynthetic process
Cellular component (GO): endoplasmic reticulum; membrane
Source: RefSeq, a predicted model, not a curated record